Messenger RNA from Symbiodinium sp. CCMP2592, 1455 nucleotides. The record is from the annotation of a GenBank genome assembly. Lineage: Eukaryota; Dinophyceae; Suessiales; Symbiodiniaceae.
AUGCCGGCACAGGAGAUCAUCGCCGUGACCGGCGGCCCGACCCCGAAUGCUCAGGCAAACACCAACUUCCGGGAUCCGGCAGGCAUGAGAAGGAGAUCGCGUGGCGAUAUUCGCAGUGCUCCACUGGUUCCACGCAUGAGGGAGGUGAUCCUCACGAUCAUGCGCCUGGAGUGGCUCACCACCUACAUCUGCAAGCCGCCUGAGGUCUGGAACGGAUGGAAGCGGGUCCAGUGCCAAGAGCUGAACCACAGCCGCCUUGCCAUGGUGGUAGUCACCGGCCUCGUCGCACAGAGGCUCGGUGUUUUGGCAAGAGCUUUGAACUUUGAAAAAGGGAAACUUGUGGACAUCAUGAUGAAGCCAGAGCCUCCAUCACCUCCGGCUGAGCCUGCAGCAGAGCCGGAGCUCACCGACAAAGCAGUGGUGGCAGUGGUGGCAACGCCGCAAGCAGCGACCCCGCCACCUUCGCCAGACGGCUUCAGAGGCGUUUGCAAAGCUGGAAGCAAAGGCGCAUCGCCGGCCAAGGGCCCCGUGCCAUCUGCACCGUCUGCACGCUUCGGUGGCGUCUUCAAGUCAGGCCCUCUUGAGUCAAGACCUGCUGCAACACCGAAGGCAACGGCAUCAGCACAGCGCGCGCACAGAGCACAGGGCAGGUUGAAGCAUGUCAUCUCCAAGAUCCACGUCUUUAAGCAGCUGGAGCUGGGUGUGGAUGCGCCUCAGGCGCUGUCGGAGCACGGGCAGAUGCACCGGCUGUUCUUUUCGAGCUUAAAGGUGUCAGCCGCACAGCUGACCAUCAUCGCGAAGGGCAAUGUGGGGGCCUGCCGAUACCUCCUGGAGCACGAAGGCCUGCUGCAGUAUUUCGAGAAGGUCUUUUGGAUGUUAGGGCAGUUCUACGGCGAGUCCGACUUCGAUCUUGCCAACCCGGAGCCCUCGUCGCUGGAGGGCAGCUCUGACUACGAGCUGCAUGGGUCCAAGGUGGAUUUCAUUGGCAGCUUGAUGUCUCGGCAGUCCGUGGCUGUGGACUUAGCGGGCUGUGUCGAGGACGCCCGCCACCUUCGCCAGACGGCUUCAGCGGCGUUUGCAAAGCUGGAAGCAAAGGCGCAUCGCCGGCCCUUAAGGGCCCUGUGCCAUCUGCACCGUCUGCACGCUUCGGUGGCGUGCUCAAGUCAGGCCCGCUUGAGCCAGCUGCAAGACCUGCAGCAACACCGAAGGCAACGGCAUCAGCACCAGCGCGCGCAGAGAGCACAGGGCAGGUUGAAGCAUGUCAUCUCCAAGAUCCACGUCUUCACACAGCUGGAGCUGGGUGUGGAUGCGCCUCAGGCGCUGUCGGAGCACGGGCAGAUGCACCGGCUGAAGAUGUUGAACGCAGAGAGCAAUGGCACAGAAGCUCCGUUUGCUACAAGAACACAGGGCUCGUUUUGGACGUCGUGUGCUCUGGGAGGACUGAUGUUGUGUUAG